AAAUAAAGAAAGAAAGCUACAGCGAGAGAGUGCAAAUUAAGAGAUCGUCCGUUUAAUAUUUUGGGGUCAACUGUAGCCGCAAUUAAGGAUCGGAGUACAGUUUAGCAUAUAUGGCUUCAUCAGGUGGUGGCGGUGGUGGUGGCGGUGGUGGUGUUCCGCCGGGGUUUAGGUUUCAUCCAACAGACGAAGAGCUUCUUCAUUACUACUUGAAGAAGAAACUUUCAUUUCAUAAGUUCGAUAUGGAGGUAAUCAGAGAAGUCGACUUGAAUAAGAUGGAGCCCUGGGAAUUGCAAGAGAGGUGCAAGAUUGGAUCAACACCGCAGAAUGAGUGGUACUUUUUCAGUCACAAGGAUAGGAAGUAUCCCACAGGUUCAAGAACAAACCGAGCAACAAAUGCUGGAUUUUGGAAGGCAACAGGCAGGGAUAAAUGCAUAAGAAACACAUUCAAGAAGAUUGGUAUGAGGAAAACCUUAGUGUUUUACAGAGGAAGAGCUCCACAUGGCCAAAAGACUGAUUGGAUUAUGCAUGAGUAUAGGCUUGAAGAUUCCGACGAAAAUUCAAGUGAGGAUGGGUGGGUGAUUUGUAGGGUUUUCAAGAAGAAGAACCUAUUCAAAGUAAUUGCAAAUGAAGGUACAACUGACACAGGCUCAGAUCAUCUACUAAACAGCAGCACCUCAAUCCACCAACCUCGAACAACCUUGAUCACACACAAAGAUAGCCCAUAUCUACUACAACACCAACAACACAGCCAUGACCAUAGCUUAAACUAUUCCCAUAUUCCUACUGCAGUUGCUACUACUUUUCCACAACAUGAGUAUAAUUCACAUAAUAAUAAUAAUAUUCAGUUAGCACAAAACUUCAUGUCAUUGGGAUAUAAUCAUCAUCCUCAUGACUUCUCAUCAGGUGAGUCUGGUUUGGAGGUAGCAAAUGUUGCAUCAUCUUCUAUGAAUCAAAUCAAUAAUCACCUUCCGCUGCGUGGAGAGAUGGACUUUUGGAGUUAUGGAAAGUAAUAAUUAAUUAAACGACUUCUAUGUGUACACAAUGGAUUACUAGAGUUACUAUACAAUUAGUUACAUUAAUUAGCUCUAAACUAUGUAUAGAUAUUGAAGAAACAGCAUACUUAAUUAAUUACUUGUUGGUGUAUUAUAUAUAUUGGAUUUUGGGGGGAAAAUUGUGUCCCCUCCUUAUAAAGUUUCUGUUUGUUGUGCCAUGAUUAUUGGAA
Nicotiana tabacum (common tobacco) is the source of this 1222-nucleotide messenger RNA. Its product is annotated as protein BEARSKIN2-like. The record is from RefSeq and is a predicted model, not a curated record. Gene Ontology annotation, biological process: regulation of DNA-templated transcription. Lineage: Eukaryota; Viridiplantae; Streptophyta; Magnoliopsida; Solanales; Solanaceae. Gene Ontology annotation, molecular function: DNA binding.